UUCAGAUGGAGAAUCUUCCUUCUCUUCUGGAAAGCAUAUACACCACAUGGCUGAGUCUCAGCUCCCCUAUGUGGGCCAUGGACAUAAUCCUUGCCUUUGUGUGUGGACUGGGGCUCUACCUCCUGCUACUUCCCUUCCUUGAGAGUCAUCUAUCUUCACCUCUACCAAAUAUGAAGUUCACCAGGAGUCCUCAGCUGAUGACCUGGCAGAGCUGGUGCAGGAAAAAGUUUAGGACUCAUCAUAGGAAAAGUCCCAAAGCUUGGGGAGACGACCUGAAAAAGCUGAAAGAAAAAGGAAAAGAUGGAUUAUUUUUAGAAGAUAUUAGCCCAGGACACCAUUUGAAUUCUUUAGGGAACAUGUCUAAGUCACCAAGUACUAAGCAAGACAGCACUACCCUGCCACCCUUCUGGAACCUGGAAGAAAAAUCAGAACAGUUGAUGGCCACUCAGGAACUACCAUAUCCCAAGAUCUUCGGGGACCAUUUUCAACAGAAAUACAAACAGCUUUUCUGGGGUCUCCCUUCUCUGCACAGUGAAUCUCUAGUGGCUGCUGCCUGGAUCCCUCAGACUUCUUCUCUUCCUUCUCCCUUUUUCUUAUUCAAUGUCAUCUCAAGUGUUUAUCCAAUUCAAAUGCAAGAUAAAAUGUCUCCAGUGCUGUCCCACACACAUCCUCUGUCCUAUCUGGACCUCCGAUCUUCGCCCUUAAUUCUGUCUCCACCCCAAUUCCAGACCCCAGCUCUGAAUCAACUUCAUCUUCAAGCCCCUCUCCCAGCCCUAUUACCCCCUUCUCUACCCUACACAAGAGAUUAUGGAACAUCUUGUUCUCAGUCACAAAGUAAGCCACAGUGUCUCCCUACUGAAAUACAAUACAUAGAAAGGCCCUUGCUAACAAAACAACUAGAAAGUAGUUUGGCUUUUCCCUUGAUGGACCAGAGACCUCAAGAAGUCUAUGAUGUCUUGGCCCCCAACCUUUCCCAAGACUGGGCAGUCUCUAUCCUUCCUGACAAUUUUCCAAUCAGCUUUGAGCUCCGGGAGAAGCUGGAACAACACAUUCAAAAGUGGCUCAUUCAACACCGAUGGGAUCUUCCUCGUAAGAUCCAAGAGUCUCUGGAGGUGAUGCAGUUUCAGAACACAGUAACAGGAACUUGUCAAACCAGGGACAAACAUGAUCCCUCACAAUCCUUUGUGUCUAUGGGUGAACAUAGCAAGGAUAGUCAAAAGGUGAGAUUCCAGUUAGAAAAGGAAUCUGGCAAGAAUUUGGGACCUAUUCUAGGAAAGAUAUCAAAAGAUCCAAUCAGGUACUUGGACAAAACUUCAGCAAAGGUACAAGAGGCAAAUGUUUUGGAGUCAGAAAGAAAUUCAGUGAAGAGCUUGAAGAGCAACUCCAGAAAUGACUCAACAAAACACAAAGACAAGAAUCUAGAAAAUACCCUGAAAGCUCAUUUGGGCACCAAGUCAGGGCAAAUCAAUCAAGGUCUGAUCCCUCUGAGUGUGCGUCGAUCCUGGCUUGCUAUGAACAAUGGUUUUUCCAUGCCUGACAUCUAUAUGGAAACUAGAAAUUUAGCAUCCUCAAAGGGUUCAGAAAAGUCUAUGAGCUCUUCGCAGAAGCUUGCCUUUCUCAAUUCAGACACUCGACAGGCCCUGGAGGCACAUGUUGUAAGGUUUUGGGUGAAGCACAAGUGGGGUCUACCCCUCAAGAUUCUCAAGCCCAUAAAUCUCUUUAAGUUGAAAAGUGUUGAGUCCUUGCCCAUUGCAGUGUAUGUCCCACCCUCCACAAGUACCUCUGUAUCUGAGACCAGUUCAUCAGUUGAGAUAGUCAGAGUCCUAGAAAAACCACCUCAGACAUGUUUCAAAGAGGUGAUGAUUGAGGAUUCUUCAUCAUUAGGGAGUCUUCUCCUUGUCUCCUCUCCUUCUUGUAAGGAUAUCAAAAGAGUUCUGGGAGUACUUCCAUCUGAUGUUGACCAUGAGCCUUCAAAGGCCCGGCCAACCAAGCAAGAGAGCAGGCAUCAUUCUGAAACUCUCAAAUAUAACUUCAUGGAUACACCCUCUCAGAGUGGGACUGUCCUAGAGAAAGAGAGAGAGACCCAGGAAGUCCUUUUACUGCCUAGAAGGAUUAGUGUCCAAACUCCAGAGGCACACAGCCCCCAGGCAAAAGUUGUUAGUGAAUCUCCAAAUAAUGUGAAGACAGAAUCAUUGGGCCAGCCACAAUUCUAUACCACUUCUGUGCUCCUUCCAGAGCAUUCCAGGAGCAUGGUUCUUCCUGCAGAUACUUUGGCUUCACAGGUGUUAGGUGACAUUGUGGUGGUAGGAGGGGGCAAUAGCCUGGCGCAGCAGAACCCUAGUACUCCAAAGCAUCAACUCUCGCAGAAGGGCCAAAUCAAGGUGUUGGUCCCUACUUAUCAAGGUGAAGACACUAAAAAUCAGAGUAAAGGAAAGCAUGAAGAAGGGCCCAAGUUCACCAAAGUCAAGGAAAAAGAAGACAAAUUUAGAAGUAAACACUAUCAGCCCCCUCCAAAACCCACACAGCUUCCUCCAGAAAGCACCUUCCAAAAACUUGUGAGCCGCUUUUUUGGAUGGAUUCACCCCAAGAAAACAAUCAAAGGGCAGGAAUCUCCUCCCAAGAAAGGUAAGCCUACUGCAGCUACUGCCCAGAGCCAAAGAAGGCAAGCGAAAAAGAAACCACACGUGGACAGCAAUGUUGCUGAGGCCCAGGAGCUUAUUACAGCUGUUGGACAGAUGUUAGAAAAGAAAAUGAUGCUGCAACGUAAACUCUAUGCUUCAAAGUUCAACCAGCAAAGGGAAACUCCACCGCCCCAUGCCCCUCAGUCUUCCUAUGGCCACAUGCCAGCUUCCAACUCAGAGCAAAAGAGAACAUCUAGUCACCCAGCCAGUUCAUCCUGUAAGAAGUGUUCUAUACAGCACAGGCACAUCAGAGACCAACCAUCUCAGAAAAAUGUACGAUUUAGCAAUGAACCACAGACCCCCCAGAAUCCCAGCCUCUUUUCCCCUAACACAAUUUCAAACCUAGUGAGUUCCUCCCAGAAUGGAACAGUAGUGCCAAGUGUCUCAAGUCACCAAUUCCACUGUCCUAGGCACUGUGCUCUCCGGAGAAAUGUCUAUAGCCAACUAUAAAGUUCCUCUCUAGUUUUUUUCUAGUAGGAAAACAUAAUCAAAAGAAAAAAAUUAGUCCAUGUAAAAAUUAUUUUCUCAUGUUAGUACAUUCAAGAUAUUUAA
Messenger RNA from Phodopus roborovskii (desert hamster), 3233 nucleotides. Its product is annotated as spermatogenesis-associated protein 31. The transcript has 3 exons. Bases 6 to 3131 code for a protein of 1041 amino acids. Lineage: Eukaryota; Metazoa; Chordata; Mammalia; Rodentia; Cricetidae. The record is from RefSeq and is a predicted model, not a curated record.